Lasiodiplodia theobromae is the source of this 1137-nucleotide messenger RNA. RefSeq lists its product as uncharacterized. Gene Ontology annotation, molecular function: metal ion transmembrane transporter activity. The transcript has 2 exons. Gene Ontology annotation, biological process: transmembrane transport; metal ion transport. Lineage: Eukaryota; Fungi; Ascomycota; Dothideomycetes; Botryosphaeriales; Botryosphaeriaceae. The record is from RefSeq and is a predicted model, not a curated record. Bases 1 to 1137 code for a protein of 378 amino acids. Gene Ontology annotation, cellular component: membrane.
AUGAGAGCCGCAGUCACUCCAAGGGACUACGCCAAUGCGGUUUCGCUCUAUGCGCAACGGAACAUCUUUACGUCCAUCUACCCGGGCGAGCACUUUGACGGACUGGCCAAGUUUCUGAUGAGAGGCUUCUCCGGGUCGUGCGCAGAUCGACGCUUCGCGCCCGUGGAACGGCCCGGCGAGUUUGCAACUUUGUACUGGAUGUCCGGUUCGGACGAGAACCAGCUUCGACACCUGCACACCGUGGAAGAGCUGAAGAAGCUAUUCGCAGAGGGCGCCGGGGUUCUUGUCUGGACUGAUGCAGGACGAGACCUCAACGAAGGACCGAAGGGACCAUGGCUUGACUCUCACAACGAACAGGUCACACCAGUCACUUCGCCUUUCUUUCCGACAUUCCAGCACCUCCCAGAACUGCAUCGAAGGUCGAGCUCUAUUCCUACAACCACCGAAAACCAUCUGAAGGGCCCGUUUCCUCAAAGCGCUGCGCUUCUCCCUUGCAACUAUGGUAGGUUCCUUGACAAAUCGCUGAUGGCAAAGGACGCCUUCUAUGCCGUGCAUGAUAUAUUCGGCUUCUGCGCUUCUGCAAUCUGCCAGUUCCUCAACAUGAUCGAGAGCGUCAUCGAAGAGGAGACGGGAUUUGCAGCAAUGUCGAACACGCAGUACUCGUUGUCAACACUGCUGUAUCACCAAGACGUUCUCGAAAAGCAAACACGGGACCUGCGCUCUUCUAUCGAAAAGAUUCGAGCCCGAGGCGGGAGCAGCUGGCCGCACGCUCAAGAAGGGGACGGGAAAGAAGACGUUGAAGCGGCCGCGCACUCGCUGAUGCGGGAUUACGAAGAACUCUUGUUCAGGGCGCACACUCUCUCCAAGCGCUGCAAGAGUGGGAUUGCUGUGCUGAUGAGUCAGGCUUCCAUUGAGGAGUCCAAGAAGGCGAUUUCUCAGACGGAGAAGAUGAAGGCGCUCACUUUGCUCGGGUUCUUCUACCUACCGCUUUCCUUUACUACCUCUUUCUUUGGCAUGAACUUGGGCGCGGUCGGUACGGGUGGUAAAAUGGGGAUUUGGGUUUGGUUUGUGGUGUCGAUUCCCGUCCUUCUGAUUUCUUUUGGGUUUCUCAAGCUCAUGACUUUUCGUCUUCGCUGA